CGGAGCCUGACUAAGUGCCGCCCCCUCGCCGGCCGCAGAUUGCAGUUUCCUCCCCCUGCUAGCUGGACUGCGCCGCAGCUUCAGUGAGCUGCGCUGGACCGGCCGGGGCGGGGCCUGGCCGACCCGGGUUUGGCGGGCUGGUCCCCAGGAAUGCCUCAUCCCCGCCCCAAAGUGCCACGGUGGCGGUGGUGGCGGCCGCGAGGCCCAGUGCCUCCGGCCCUGCCAGCCUUGCAAUCAUAACCUGUAAUCCGGACCUGAGGGACGCCCGCCGGGGAGGCGCCAGCCUGCCUCUCCUUGCGGCCACUGGUCGCCUCCGACCUCAAAUCACCCGGCUCACUCGCGGGUCGCAGCACCUGCCGGAUGUGGGGAGGAAGGAGGAGGCCAGAUGAGGGAAGGCCGAUGUAGGCGCCCACUCUGUCAGCGCCUCGGUAGGGCAGCGGGGUGGGCAAGCCUGCAGUCGCUCCCGGCAACCAGCCCUGGGCUGCGGGGAGACGAAGUUGGUUGGUCCUGCUCUCCAAGAGCGCCCCGACAUCGACGUAAAAUGACUUGGCACCAGAGCUCCUGCUGCCUCCCCCUAAUGCAGUUGCCCUCGCCGAUGCCAGGGACUGUAAAGUUAGAUGGGACAGGGCCUAGCGAUUCACCCAACGCUUUGAGCUUCCCAGCCAAACUCCUACCCUCACUCCCCGCCUCCGGUCCUCAUCCCCUUCCUCUCUCCCAGCCUCGGUGUCUGGUUACGGCUCCUCUGCUGGCAUUGUGACUUUGGGCCAAGCUGGGGGAAAUGGCCCGGGAGGGUUUCUUGCGGCUGCAGAAAAUUGGCAGCCUUAGAACUAGUGGAAGGCGGGUGCGCGACAUCGAGGGGCGGAGAGAGGGGGGCGGAGGAGCUGCUUUCUGAAUCCAAGUCUGUGGGCUCUCUCAGAAGUCCUCAGGCCGGAGCAGAGGUGGCUGGCGGGACCGGCUGACUGCAACCCUGCUUUCUUUCCAUCAUCUUCUCUUUCGGACUCGAAUCAUAGCUGCUCCGAAGGGCGUAGUCCAGGACACUAGGGUGCUGAGAACGCUCUGAUGCUCCGAGUGCUCGCAGGGCUUCCAGCUAACCAUGCCGCCGCUGCCCGCAGCUGCCUUGGCGCUGCCUCUGCUCCUGCUACUGCUGGUGGUGCGGACGCCGCCCCCGACCGGCGCAAGGCCGUCCCCAGGCCCCGAUUAUCUGCGGCGCGGCUGGCUGCGGCUGCUAGCGGAGGGCGAGGGCUGCGCUCCCUGCCGGCCAGAGGAGUGUGCCCCACCGCGAGGCUGCCUGGCGGGCUGGGUGCGCGACCCGUGUGGCUGCUGCUUGGAAUGCGCCAACCUCGAGGGCCAGCUCUGCGACCUUGACCCCAAUGCUCACUUCUACGGGCGCUGCGGCGAGCAGCUUGAGUGCCGGCUGGACACAGGCAGCGACCUGAGCCGUGGAGAGGUGCCAGAACCGCUGUGUGCCUGUCGCUCGCAGCGCCCGCUCUGCGGGUCCGACGGUCACACCUACGCCCAGAUCUGCCGCCUGCAGGAGGUGGCCCGAGCUCGGCCCGAUGCCAACCUCACUGUGGCACACCCGGGGCCCUGCGAAUCGGGGCCCCAGAUUGUGUUGCAUCCUUAUGACACUUGGAAUGUGACAGGGCAGGAUGUGAUCUUUGGCUGUGAGGUGUUUGCCUACCCCAUGGCCUCCAUUGAGUGGAGGAAAGAUGGCCUGGACAUCCAGCUGCCAGGGGAUGACCCCCACAUCUCCGUGCAGUUUAGGGGUGGACCCCAGAGGUUUGAGGUGACUGGCUGGCUGCAGAUCCAGGCUGUGCGUCCCAGUGACGAGGGCACCUACCGCUGCCUUGCCCGCAACGCUCUGGGUCAGGUGGAGGCCCCUGCUAGCUUGACAGUGCUCACACCUGAUCAGCUCAACUCUACAGGAAUCCCCCAGCUGCGAUCAUUAAACCUGCUUCCUGAGGAGGAGGCUGAAAGUGAAGAGAGUGAUUACUACUAGAUCCAGAGCUCUGGCCCAUGGGAGUGGGUGAGCGCCUAUAGUGUUCAUCCCUAUUCUUGAAAAUACCUGGAAAGGGGAGCAGGGUACCUUCAUGGACUGCUUUCAUGCUCUCAGUAGGGGUGAUCAUGGGAGGCCUACUUGACUCCAAGGUAGCAUGGUGGUAGGGGAGAGAGAAAAGCUAGAGGAGGAUAGGGAGAGAGGCUGAGACCAGGAGUGGUGGGGUACAAAGGAGCCCAUGCAGGAGGUGCCCUGGCCAGUAGGACCUCCAACAAGCUGUUCCCCAGGCUGGGGUGGGGGCUGGAGCAGACACAAGAGGUGCAGGCACCAGGAUCCUCCACUUCUUCCAGCCCUGCUCAGCUACUCUUCUAACUGCUUUUCCUCCCAGGCCCUGGUUCUUGCUCUUUCCUGGUCCCCAACAUUUACCUAGCUUGUUUACCCUUUCCCCAAAGUCAUCUUCCAGAACUUUUCCUUCUCUCCUAAGCCCCAGUUGCACCUACUAACUGCAGUCCUCUUUGCUCUCUGCCGUCUUUUGUACAGGAGAGAGUGCAGCGGAGCAUGGCUUAGUUCAGUGCAGAGAGAUGGGCGAGGUCAGUCCCCAGAUCUUAUACCACUCUGUAUUGGGCAAAGCCUAGCACAGGGCUAGGCACCAAUAAAGAUUUCUAAUGAACUAGGCCACACAGACGCACACACAGUUUAUGCAGUUGUGCACACGAAAAUGGAAUAUCCCUGGGAGGCCUCCCACACUAGCAGAACUCUGGCUUCCAGAAGCUGCAGGGCCUGUUCUCUAAGCACAUGCCUGCCAGAUGUACAGAGAAGGCUUGAACUUGGGCCUACCCUGCCUUUGAGGGAGGGAGGUGGGGCCAUCUGGUUGGAGGGAAGGCAUAAUCCCAGUCUGCCCUCCACUGGGGCUGGUAUAGACACCUGCUUCUGUGCUUAUCUUACCGAACACUUCCCCAGGCAGAAUGGGGAAUCAGGCCUGUGUGGAUAGCCCCCCCCAAAUGAAAGCAUAAACUGGAUAGAGGGGAGCAGAAGUUUGGUCACCUGUGUGGUCCAUACCCUUCCCCAGCUCGGAUAGGAAUCUACUCAUUUCCCUGCAGAAGGCAGAGCCAUAGUAAGCCUGUUUCCUAUUUGUCCCAAUUGUGACCCGUCCUAUCUGGCUUGGGGUCCCUCCCAGAACUACAUUCUUGGGCUCCCCAAGUCUCUUUCCUCAUUCUCCUUACCUAGCCCAGGGACACUGGUGAGAUUCAAUGUUUAUUUAAUGAUUGAAGCGUAAGUCAGCGAGGCCGAGACACUGUGUGUGGAUAACGACGGCCUCCUAUACGCCAGGGCUCCACCGGGAUCCUGGCGCCACUGCGGGAGGGCCUGCCCUUGGAUCUGCGUCACAGUUUGUCCUCUGGGGCCGAACGCAGGCAGCCCAGUCUCCUGGGAGGGGCAUGGUCCGGAACUCCAAUCCAAGGGCUUGCCUGGCCGCCCCUCCUGCGGCUACGCACUACUCCAUCUACUGCUGCCUUGCCCCCAGCCCCUAAGCCAGCGACAGAUUUUAUUGCCGAACCCGGGCUGGAGCCGGGCGGCCCCAGGAGCCGUGCAGCCGUGCAAGCGGGUUGGAUACCGGGAGCCGAUUCCAGGGAGACCACCCAAGCAGAGGCAGAGGGGUAGGCGGGGGUGGGGCGUGCUGUUCGGAGUCGUGGCCAGAAUCCUCUGGGCGCUGAAAGAGGGGACGUGGGUGUAAGUCCCAGCAUCAACCAGGUAAUUCGCCCCCUAGUUUAGUUUGCUCUUCACCCAACUGGACUCCUAGGCGCCCUCUGCGGGCCCAUAGCUCCUAUCGCGCCCACCUGCAGGGCAGAGGCUCCUCGCCAAAAGCCCCACCCCACCGGAGAGGGUCACGCAGGUCCCGGGGGAAUCCGUACUUCUAGAUCGCGUUAGCCGACUUUGUAGGUGUUCAGGAGCAGCCUCCUAGCAGCCUCAGUUUCCCCCUCCACCGUCGUGCUGGUUCAAGCCCCGCAGCCUGGAAUGGGAAAACUGUUGCCCACCGCCCCCCUCCCUCCCCGCACCCCGCCUCUGCUGCAGCGGACCCGCUUUAAUAACGUCGCUGGAAAGUGACACGCGAUUUAUUAUUAAAGUAAUGCGGGCGCGGGGACGGGAAAGGUUUAAUAAACGUGCUGAGAUGCCGAGGAUUAUUCACCGCAAAUAAAUGAGAACGCGGGCGGCGUUUUAAUAAAUAAUUUCCUGCUGCUCCCGGGGGAGGGAAGGGGAGGGGAAAGGAGGAAGAUGGGGAGGCUGAGCCGCUGCCAGAACUCCCGGCUUCGCCUCCCCACGGGCUUCCAAGCCAUCCCCGCGUUCUGUGUCCUAGGUUGCUCAUACCCGAGAUGUGAGGCUCCAAGAGCUCCAACCCAGAGUUGCCCAGGCCUGAAGGCGGGAGAGGCUCAGUCGCACCCUGCUUCCCCCACCGGGAGAUUUUAAGUAUAGUCCUCUUGAAAUCCCUGGAAUGCGCUUUCUUCUAGCUCCUACCGGGAGCCAGGACCGACCGGGGCAGGAAGGGUUCCUCGGACCAGCCCCUCCCAAGCCUAGGUUUCCAGGUCUCAGCCGGGCUCUUCGCCCAGCUUUUAGCUGAGCCGGGCUGGGCGUGCGUCUCUCCUCCACCUAGGGCAGGGGGUGAAGAAGAAGCCAGAGGGGGCUGUCUGCAAAUGACCCUAACCCCUCCUCGGGCUGUCGUGAGGAGGCAGGCCGCUUCGUCUGGAUGCUUGUCACCGCGAAGGCGCCAGAGAAGGGUUGCGCAGCCGUGCUGCAUAACUGAGGGUGUCUGAGCGAAGCCCAGCCCCUGGCGCUCUGGUGACCGGGGGUCGCUGUGCGUACUGAGCAGAACUGGAGCUCGAAGCCGGAAAGCGACCCUCAAAAAGAUGCCUGAAAGCCGGAAAGAUGAACCCGACCCAGAGAGCUCCAAGACUGCAGACCCUGGGGACCGAGGACACGCUCACCACGCUGGUGGGGGCUGGGGGAAGGGCGCGGGCGGUUCGGGGAAGCGCCAGAGGAACUCCUGGCUCUUGAGUUUUAGCACAAAUAGGUGACGUCUCUGGUAACACUUAGCAGUACAGGAAGUGGGGAAGGAGUGCUAUCUGGUGGAUCAUUAUGGUAGUGACACUCAGACCUGGGCCAGGAACCUUGAGACAAUUUACUUGACCUGGAAAAAUCUGAGUUAAAAAAAAAAGAUGCUUCAA
Molecule: messenger RNA, 5214 nt
Organism: Callithrix jacchus (white-tufted-ear marmoset)
Lineage: Eukaryota; Metazoa; Chordata; Mammalia; Primates; Cebidae
Source: RefSeq, a predicted model, not a curated record